AUGGCGAGCCGCGGCUGUAACUUGGAGUGUGUCACGGGGGAGGACGCUGGGAAAGACGUCAUUGAAUUUAUGGGACCCGUGAAGAUUAUUCUGGUAGAUCAGCCCAAGAAUUUGUAUAUGAGGAAGCGUUUUGCCGCUGCUGCUAUCGUUCUGGCCCAUAUGAUGAUGGGCGCGAAUAGCAUGAUCAUAUUCUACUAUUCUUUAAGCUUCAAGAAGAAUACAUGUCUAUAUGCUUCUCACAUGGCGCUUGGAACUGCUGGGUUCCAACUAUGUAUGCCGUCGGCGAUAUUGGCUCUGCAUAAAUUAGCCGGUUCUACUGCUGUUAUGAGGUUGCCCCAUAGACCAUUCGAACAUGCGUUCUUACAGCUGUUCGCCAUAAUUUUCGGUGUCAUGUCUACGCUUGUAACUAUCUUCUUUGGGAAGUUCAAAAUUACUAUUCAUUCAAUAGCAGGAGUUGCAGCAGGGGUCUUAGCCAUCUUGAAUGUGAUAUUUGGAACAGUGAUCUAUGACUAUAAAGGCACUAGAAUAGACAUAAAAGAGCUCGGUCGUUUUCGAGAGCCCUUCCACAAAAUGCACAAAUUCGCCGGAAUGCUGUCUUUUACUCUGUCUUCUGUGUGUUUUAUGAGCGGCCUUGUCAAGCAGUCUUUUGUGAAAUGGGCGCCUGUUAAAGAGAUUCCGUAUAUUUCGAUCUUGUUUUGUGUUUUUUAUACGCUUAUUGUAUUGUAUAAGCCAUUGAAGGAGCAUUAA
This is a messenger RNA of Leptosia nina, 747 nucleotides long. Lineage: Eukaryota; Metazoa; Arthropoda; Insecta; Lepidoptera; Pieridae. The record is from the annotation of a GenBank genome assembly.